Molecule: messenger RNA, 1485 nt
Organism: Pyrenophora tritici-repentis Pt-1C-BFP
Lineage: Eukaryota; Fungi; Ascomycota; Dothideomycetes; Pleosporales; Pleosporaceae
Product: calcium-binding mitochondrial carrier protein Aralar2
Biological process (GO): pyrimidine nucleotide import into mitochondrion
Cellular component (GO): mitochondrion
Molecular function (GO): pyrimidine nucleotide transmembrane transporter activity
Source: RefSeq, a predicted model, not a curated record
AUGUCGACGCACAAUUCCGAGCCGCCGUCCCCGCCUAAAGUUCCCGACCGGUAUGCGCCUUCCGCCGUAGCAGUCGAACCGCGCGAUAUGUCAGCAACAAACAAGCAGAGUAUGUGGAGCUCGCCCAUUGCGAGUCUUGCUGUGAGGGUUGCCCGCCUUCCUGAUAGCUCAGUGAAUGCGCUGUGUGGAGCUUCGGCAGGAGUCGCUUCAGGCAUAGUCACAUGUCCGCUCGAUGUUAUCAAGACCAGAUUGCAGGCCCAAGGCUCUUUCCGGCCCCGAACUUACACGGGACCGAAGCGCGCUGUAUACAAAGGCCUUACCGGGACUGCGCGCGUGAUAUGGGUCGAGGAUGGUAUUCGCGGCCUGUACAGAGGACUUGGGCCUAUGCUCCUUGGAUACAUUCCAACCUGGGCCGUCUACAUGAGCACUUACGAUUCAACUAAGAAUUUUCUAUAUCCGCAGAUGGAGAACAAAUGGCUCGCACGAACCCUCGCUUCACUAGCUGCUGGCGGAUGCUCCACUCUGGUAACCAACCCCAUAUGGGUAGUCAAGACGAGAUUGAUGUCGCAAGUCAGCGCUCGCGCAUCAGACGAGCACCGGCCGCCAUGGCACUACCGCAACACCUUUGAUGCGUUUCGCAAAAUGUACGCCAAAGAAGGCAUUGCCUCCUUCUACUCUGGUCUCACACCAGCACUGCUUGGCCUCACACACGUUGCUAUCCAAUUCCCGCUAUAUGAGUUUCUCAAGAUGAAGUUUACUGGCCUAGAAAUGGGCCAGACCGACACCAAAACCGAAGAUGUGCAUUGGUUUGCCAUCGCACUGGCAACCGUGCUUAGCAAAAUGACGGCCACCUCAGCAACGUACCCACAUGAAGUUCUACGCACACGUCUACAAACGCAGCAGCGAUCGCUACCGUCACAUGACAACCACAUAUCCUUCCGAGGAGGCCAGCAUGAUCGCUUUCACACGCGACCUCCUGGGACAGCCUCAUCGGAUGGUAUGAUAAACUUGCCUCGGUACCGCGGGAUUCUUCGAACGUGCACUGUCAUUCUGCAAGAAGAAGGCUGGAGGGCCUUUUACAAUGGAAUGGGCACCAACAUGGUGCGCGCUGUCCCUGCAGCCGUCACAACCAUGUUGACGUUUGAAACAUUGAAAAUGCUCCAUCAGAAGCUUAAGAAUGAGGGCAAGAAGCUUGACGAAGAGGCUGAUUAGCCGGGGUUCUUCACUUUCGUACGCAUCGACAUGCAUAGUUACCGGGCGUUUAGUGAUUCAUAGGGUGGGGAUAUCCCAGUGAGCACUCCUGUCUUGUUUGUUCAAAGUGCAUAUACACGACUGUAUCAGACAAUUGCCAGCAUUGGAGCUUUUGGCGUUUACAUGGUGUUCUGGACUGUCAGAAGCUAGUCUGACUGGUACAUGUCUAUUUAGCACAAGAUUUGAAGGCUCAUAUGCAUGCAGUUUCAAUGUAAUAUCAUGAGAAUGCCUCCA